This is a messenger RNA of Solea senegalensis (Senegalese sole), 835 nucleotides long. RefSeq names its product integumentary mucin C.1-like. The transcript is spliced from 4 exons. The record is from RefSeq and is a predicted model, not a curated record. Lineage: Eukaryota; Metazoa; Chordata; Actinopteri; Pleuronectiformes; Soleidae. Bases 170 to 835 code for a protein of 221 amino acids.
CAUUUUUUAAAUCAACAAUUACAGCAAUGUAAAGUUGAAGACCCUGCACUAGAUUUUGAACACACUCAUCCAUAUUUCUCAUCACUUUACAGCUGGAGCACUUGUGUGUCAGACUUGCACAGAUGACGAUUGUACAAGCACAGUGCCACUAACAUGUGACACAGAGACAAUGUGUAUAACUGCUGCCAUUAAAGCGGUUUCAUCUGGAACUCCUGGAACACAAAUCUUCAAAGCAUGUGCAUCAUCCUCCCUGUGUCCAGUCACAAGCUCCCAGAUAUUUUCUGUUAAUUUGGGUGUUUCAAGUGCACUUGCAUCUGCUACGUGCUGCAACACAGAUAACUGCAACUCAGCCACUCUAUCUUUCCCAACGACUCCUUCACCCAACGGCUUUCAGUGUUACGUAUGUGACCCUAACACCUCUCUAUGCACCACUUCAAUCACAUGUACUGGAACAGAGGAUCGCUGCUUUCAAGCAAGCCUGUCAGAUGGGGCCACCACUUCUCCUGCCUUUGGUUGUGCAUCUACAAACAUGUGUGCAGCAUCUGCUAGCCUGGGGACACUACCAUUUAUGAAGGAUGUUGGCAGUAUAACCAGUGGACCUGCCUGUUGUGGAACAAAUCUAUGUAACACUCUCACAACAACAAAUACUGCUUCAACCACAACUACUACUGCUCCAACCACAACAAUUAGUGCACCAACUACAACUACUGCAUCAACUACAACUGCUCCAACCACAACUACUACUUUACCAACGACUACAACUACUGCCCCAACUACAACAACCACCACUCCAACCACAACUACUAACAACUACUACUGCUCCUACCACAACUAG